ACUCAGGCAGCAGCCCCUUCUUUCUUGCCCCAGUCUCCAGUUCUCCAGUGUUCACAGGUGAGCCUACCAACAGCCACUGCUCAUGAUGGAGGCCAUCAAGAAAAAGAUGCAGAUGCUGAAGUUAGACAAGGAGAAUGCUCUGGAUCGGGCAGAGCAAGCUGAAGCUGAGCAGAAGCAGGCAGAAGAAAGAAGUAAACAGCUGGAGGAUGAGCUGGCAGCCAUGCAGAAGAAGCUGAAAGGGACAGAGGAUGAGCUGGACAAGUAUUCUGAAGCUUUGAAGGAUGCCCAGGAGAAGCUGGAACUGGCAGAGAAGAAGGCUGCUGAUGCUGAGGCUGAGGUGGCCUCCUUGAACCGUAGGAUCCAGCUGGUUGAAGAAGAGCUGGACCGUGCUCAGGAGCGCCUGGCCACUGCCCUGCAAAAGCUGGAAGAAGCUGAAAAAGCUGCUGAUGAGAGUGAGAGAGGUAUGAAGGUUAUUGAAAACCGGGCCUUAAAAGAUGAAGAAAAGAUGGAACUCCAGGAAAUCCAACUCAAAGAAGCUAAGCACAUUGCAGAAGAGGCAGAUAGGAAGUAUGAAGAGGUGGCUCGUAAGUUGGUGAUCAUUGAAGGAGACUUGGAACGCACAGAGGAACGAGCUGAGCUGGCAGAGUCUAAGUGUUCUGAGCUGGAGGAGGAGCUGAAGAAUGUCACCAACAACCUCAAGUCUCUUGAGGCUCAGGCGGAGAAGUACUCUCAAAAAGAAGAUAAAUAUGAGGAAGAAAUCAAGAUUCUUACUGAUAAACUCAAGGAGGCAGAGACCCGUGCUGAGUUUGCUGAGAGAUCGGUAGCCAAGCUGGAAAAGACAAUUGAUGACCUGGAAGAUGAGCUCUAUGCCCAGAAACUGAAGUACAAGGCCAUUAGCGAGGAGCUGGACCACGCCCUCAAUGACAUGACCUCUAUAUAAUUAUCACCGUUUCUGCUCUGUUCUGGAUCUGCCCCCUUUACUCCUCGGGGAACCCAAGGCCCCACUCUCGCUCUGGAUUCCAUUUGGGUCAGCCUGGCUGGUCCCCAAGGCAUUAGGAUGGGGGAGCAAAAAGCAACUUAUGUAUUUUCUUCCACCCCCACCCCAAAUUAAAAUGUUAAGCUGCUGGAAACCUCAUGCCACCCUGCAUUUGUGUCAUUGACAAAGCUGUUGCUGUCCCUAAGAAGGAGCCUUGGGGGUGUGAUGUGGGGAAGAGCUAUUGUAGGCUCCCCCUCCUCUGACUUAUGUAAUCAAAGCCACUUUUGUGUGUGUCUAUUUUUUCUUGACAUUUAAACUCAGCUGAUCUGAUUCUACCAGAGUGAUGGAUUUAGUACAGGUUACUCAGGAUAGUAAUUUUAGUUAUACUCCUCAAGCUGAACAAGAUUAAAUUCCUUAUUUCCAGGUUCUUAAAUCAUCCUGCCUGCAGUGUUUCCAUUCUCUCUUCAGGUAUUCCUCCUUUGGUGUGGUGUCAUUGAGAAGCCAUUGAAGUGACUCUCAAUACACAUUCUGUACCCUUUUACCGGUGGUUCAAAUGGUGCAUCCUCAGAACACCCAGUGAACCCAAUACAUUAUUGCUAAGAUUGACUAAUUAUGUCAACUCCAGUCACAGAAAAAUACACAAUGGAUAGAAUUCUGGACGGUUUUUUUACUUUUUCUUCUUUAAACCUUUCUUACAUAUUUGAGACUUGCUACCAUUUGCCUGCUAGUGUGUGACUAGUGGGAUAUAAGAUAAGUGAUAAAUUAUUAUUGGGAAAACUAAAAUGACCAAUCAUGCAUAUUUCAAAUAAUGUGCAUAUGAGGCUAAUGAUUUAUUACAUACAUAAAUUUCUGCUAGUAAAAUUUUCCUUGGUUCAUAUUGUGGAAUUAAAUAUCAACAUUUUAGAAAUUCCCAUUAUAGGCCGGGCGUGGUAGCUCACGCCUAUAAUCCCAGCACUUUGGGAGGCUGGGGCAGGUGGAUCACCUGAGGUCAUGAGUUCGAGACCAGCUCGGCCAACAUGGUGAAACCCCGUCUCUACUAAAAAUACAAAAAUUAGCUGGGCAUGGUGGGUGGGUGCCUGUAAUCCCAGCUACUCGGGAGGCUGAGGCAGGAGAAUCGCUUGCACCUGGGAGGCGGAGGUUGCAGUGAGCGGAGAUCGCGCCACUGCAUUCCAGCCUGGGCAACAGAGAGACUCCAUCUCAAAAAAAAAAAAGGAAUUCGCAUUCCAAUUUACACAGCAGAGAUUUCUUAAUAGUAUAGCUGUGAAUUAUACUAAUCCAAGCACGUAAGUGUUGUUCACUUAGUACUUUAGUUUCCCAGCAGGGUAUGUAUUUAAAAUUUGCUUUUCUUUUAGCUGGGUGCAAUGGCACUUGCCUGUACUGCCUGUAGCUUCUUGGGAGGCUGAGGCAGGAGGAUUGCUUGAGCCCAGGAGUUCUGCACUGUAGUGUGCUAUGCAGGUCAGAUGUCCUCACUAAAUUUGGCAUCAGUAUGGUGACCUCCUGGGAGUGGAGAACAACAAGGUUGCCUAAGAAGGGGUGAACUGGCCCAGGUCGGAAAUGGAGCAGGUCAAAAUUCCUGUGCUGAUCAGUAGUGGGAUUGCACCUAUAAAUAGCCACUGUAGUACUCCAGCCUGGGCAACACAGCAAGAUUCCAUCUGUUAAAAACACUUUUGCUCUUCUUUUAAACAGAUAUAAUCAGGUAGGGAAGUUUUCCUUAAUCUAAAACUUUAAGUCAUAUCAAAUUCACGUUUCCUUUUGUCCAUUCCAUUUCUUACUGCCGCAUAGCCUUUGAGAUUAAGGUUCAGAUUCAUUUAUUCAGCUGACACUUCCUGGUAUCUUCUAGGUAUAGGAUAUUAAGAUGGAGACAGAAAUAAAGAUGGAGGCACCAUUCCUACUCUCAAGUUGCUUAGAAUCUACUAGGAGAGAAAACAUACAUAAAGCUACAGAUACUGUGUGAUGAAUGCCACAAAUAAUAGUGUUAUGGGAAUUGAGUAGAGGGGACGAGAUUGAUCCUAGUGGGAAUGAAUUGGAAAAACUCAUGGAAGAAGGCAUGUAAUGGGUACUUCAUAAACAUGUUAAAACUUUUUUCUUUUUUUCUUUUUUUUUUUUUUUUUGAGACGGAGUUUGACUCUUGUCACCUAGGCUGGAGUUCAGUGGCCUGAUCUCAGCUCACUGCAACCUCUGCCUCCUGGGUUCAAGCAGUUCUCCCACCUCAGCCUCCCGAGUAGCUGAGAUCACAGGCGCCUGCCACCACACCCAGCUAAUUUUUGUAUUAUUAGUAGAGGUGAGGUUUCACCAUGUUGGCCAGGCUGGUCUGGAACUCCUGACCUCAAGUGAUCCACCCACCUCAGCCUCCCAAAGUGAUGGGAUUACAGGCUUGAGCCACUGCGCCCAGCCAACAUGUUAAACUUGCAUAUUCAUUUUUAUUGGGUUCCAAAAGUGGAUUUUUGACAAGCAGAGUUGGGUUGUGGGAUAGUGAAUAUUGAGCAUUCCAUUAUUUAUUUAUUUUUCUCUUUUUGAGAUGGAGUCUCGCUCUGUCACCCAGGCUGGAUGGAGUGCAGUGGUGAGAUCAUGGCUCACUGCAACCUCUGCUUCUUGAGUUCAAGCGAUUCUCCUGUCUCAGCUUCCCGAGGAGCUGUGAUUACAGAUACCCACCACCAUGCCCAGCUGAUUUUUGUAUUUUUAGUACGGACGGGGUUUCAGCAUGUUGGCCAGGCUGGUCGCGAACUCCUGACCUCAAGUGAUCCACCCGCCUCUGCCUCCCAAAGUGUUGGGAUUACAGGCGUGAGCCACUGCACCUGGCCUGAGCAUUCCAUUUAAAGAGAAACAAAAUAAUAAAGGCAUUGAUAGAGAUGAGAAGGCCACAAUAGCUCUAAAGGUAGAUUUAGACAGAGUAGGGAACAGGUUGUGUCUUAAAAUGAGGCUGAGGAGUUAUAAUUUUACUUGGAGUUAAUGGGGAUGCCACUGGAGAUUUUGAAUAGGAUAUGUUGUGAUCUGAAUAACAUAUAAGAAGAAUUAAUUUGGUAACUAAUUUGCAGAUUAGCAAAGUGAUUCACUAACAUGGUGUUUCUCACAUUUCAGCCAUUUAUGUUACCAUUUUUGAUGGCUUUUUCCAUAUUCAUUGCUGCCUACAUUGUUUUCUUCAGAUCUACUCAUUUCCAGAUUUAUUUUGUUCUUACUUGACACAAUUCUAUUUUGAAAUCAAAGUUUUGAUGUGUUAGUGUUUUUUCCUAAUCACAUUAAAGUAACUAUAGCAGUGAAUACACCACACUUUGGAAAAAAUUGGGUUAGGUUAAUUUAGUUUUCUAGGAGAGAAUAAUCAGGGUCUGAGCUAGAGUAGUGGCAGGAGAGAUAGCACUAAAUAAAGACAGGCAUUGUGAAAGGCCUGGCCACUUGAUGUGAGGAGGAAAGACAAGGAUGACUGGUUUUUAGAGUAGGAGAAUUAGCCGGGUGCAGUGGCUCAUGCCUGUAAUCCCUGCACUUUAGGAGGCUGAGGUGAGAGGAUUUCUUGAAUCCAGGAGUUCGAGACCAGCCUGGCAAUAAAGUGAGAACCUGUCUCUACAAAAUAUAAAAACUUAGCCAAACAUGGUGGUGCGUGCCUGCAGUCCUAUCUACUUGGAGGGCCGAAGCCAGAGGAUCCUUUGAGCCCAGGAGUCUGAGGCUGCAGCAAGCUGUGAUCACACUGCUGCACUCCAUCCUGGGUGGCAGAAUGAGACCCCCCCCAAAAAAAGAGUAGGAAAGUGGUGGGGUUAAAGAUGUAGGGAGAUCAUGUUGUCCUGGUUUGGGGAGCUGGGGGAAGGGAAAGAAGAUACGGCUGACAAUCUGGCAGGUAUCUGGGUGAAAACAAAAUUCUAGGGCGUGAGGCAGAGAGGUUGACAUAAGAGAGUUGGGAAUCCAUAUGGGGUACAGGUAGUUUAUGCCAUGGAGGUAAAUUAGAACCAUGAAGGACAAUUGCAAAUACAAAAAAAAGAGGCCAGGCACGGUGGCUCACGCCUGUAAUCCCAGCACUUUGGGAGGCCGAGGUGGGCGGAUCACGAGGUCAGGAGAUCAAGACCAUCCUGGCUGACACGUUGAAACCCCGUCUCUACUAAAAAUACAAAAAAUUAGCUGGGCGUGGUUGCGGGCACCUGUAGUCCCAACUACUUGGGAGGCUGAGGCAGGAGAAUGGCGUGAACCCGGGAGGCGGAGCUUGUAGUGAGCUGAGAUUGUGCCACGGCAUUCCAGCCUGGGUGACAGAGCAAGACUCUGUCUCAAAAAAAAAUUAAACAAUGAGGAAAACGUUAUGUAAGAGGAGGAACCAAAUGGAACUGAUUGGAGGGAAAGAAGACGGUUGAGUAGUUCUUUAAAAAGUUCCGGGUUGGAUGCUUUCUAGUGGUUUUUCAACAGAGAGGCUAAGAAGGAAGAUAACUGAAAAUGGGACAUGCAUUGAUACUUUAGUAAUUUGAGGGUACAUUUUGAGUGUUAAGAAGUGAAGAGGAGGAGUCAUUUUCAGGGGCAAAAGAGUGUAUUGGUAGGAAGAUUAUAUAGGCAAUAUAAUUUACUUUAGAGCAGGGCUUUCCAACAGAACUUUUGGUAAUGAUGUCUAGUACAUUAGCCACAUGUGGCAGUCAAGCACUCAAAACAUGGCUAGUGUGGCUGAGGGGCUAAAAUUUAAUUGUAUUUCAUUGUAGUUCAUUUAAAUUUGGCUACCUGUGGCUAGUGGCUAUUAUAUUGGACAAUGCAUUUCUAAAUAUUCAGAUCCUGGGCAGAAGUUGGCUUUGACAUGAAGAAAGACUUCUUAGAAAGGAAGGAAGUAGACCGGGCAUGGUGGCUCAUGCCUGUAAUCCCAACACUUUGGGAAGCCGAGGCAGGUGGAUCACAAGGUCAAGAGAUCAAGACCAUCCUGGCCAACGUGGUGAAAACCUGUCUCUACUAAAAAUACAAAAAUUAGCUGGACAUGGUGGCACAUGCCUGUAGUCCCAACUACUCGAGAGGCUGAGGCAGGAGAGAAAAAAAAGAAGGAAAUAAGAGGGAGAUUGGGAGAAAAGUAAGGUGUUAUAGCUCUGAUCUGUGGUAUCUCCUGUUUUCCUUGCGGUAUGACUAGUGUGAGCCAAGGAUAGAGACCAACAAACUGGGGUACCAAAGUGGACAAUGAAGUACUAUGUAAUUAGUGCUAAUGCUAAAUUCAUUCCUUUGUUUAAGGCUUAAUAUCCUUGCAGAAGCCAUCCUGUGUUACUUGAGCCUGGACUAGUAUUGGGGUGAAGUCAAGCAUCAGAGUAAAACAUUUGUCCCCUUAAUGUUACCCCCUCUUAAUUUCUAAGAACCACAGGCCCAUUUUGCCCUUCCUUGUUACCAUCAUUGAGAUAAGGAAUAAGAUGUAGUAACCCCAAGUUAUCUGAUAGGUACAACUGACCUAUUCUGUUUGGCAGCUUUAUCUUAGACCUAUUCUGUUUGGCAGCUUUAUCUUAGCCCCAACCAAAUCUCUUCCUUUCACAUGGUGUUGGUUGAAUACUAUCCAACUCCAUGGGGUUGGUUUGUGUUUUUUUUUUUUUUUUUUUUUGAGACGGAGUCUUGCUCUGUUGCCCAGGCUGGAGUGCGGUGGUGUGAUCUUGGCUCACUGCAAGCUCCGCCUCCUGGGUUUAAGUGAUCCUCCUGCCUCAGCCUCCUGAAUAGCUGGGAUUACAGGCACGUGCAACCAAGCCCGGCUAAUUUUUGUGUUUUUAGUAGAGACUAGGUUUCAACAUGUUAGGCUGAUCUCAAACUCCUGACCUCGUGAUCUGCCCGCCUCGGCCUUCCAAAGUGCUGGGGUUACAGACUUGAGCCACUGCACCUGGCCAUGGGGUUGUUUCUUAAUUAGAUAUAGCUGAAAAGAACGCUAGACCAAAUAGGUUCUCUGCCUUGCCUUUUCGUUUGUUUUGUUUUAGCUAUUAUCAGGGAACCAAAAACUUUAAGGAGCUAGUACUGGUCUUAAUUUUUAAUAACUAGAGAUAGCAGAGUUAGAAACUAAGUUCAAAGUGAGAGAACAGCUGCAUUUGUCUUUCUGACCUCAUGCAAUUCCUAGGAAACUCUGUGUUCUGUGAUUUAGUCAGGCAAUAAAAUGCUCUCACUCCUU
This is a messenger RNA of Homo sapiens (human), 7064 nucleotides long. It is a transcript of the gene TPM3, whose product is annotated as tropomyosin 3, transcript variant Tpm3.12. The record is from RefSeq and is marked reviewed. Lineage: Eukaryota; Metazoa; Chordata; Mammalia; Primates; Hominidae. Gene Ontology annotation, cellular component: muscle thin filament tropomyosin; cytoskeleton. Bases 83 to 940 code for a protein of 285 amino acids. The transcript has 10 exons.